AGUAGCGAAAAUGGCGGCGUUGGCUGUGGUGGAUACUCCCUCGGAGAGAGACGCCAUCGGUGAAGGGAUUUUCGAGCUUCUCAAACCAGCCGUGCAGCAGCUAGACCUGCAUGUACAUUCGGUGCGAGAGAGCCAGGUGGAGCUUCGGGAACAUAUUGACAACUUGGCUACAGAGUUAUGCAGAAUCAAUGAGCACCAGAAGGUGGCGUUGGACCUGGAUCCAUAUGUGAAAAAGCUGCUUAACGCUCGACGCAGAGUGGUUCUGGUCAACAAUAUUCUGCAGAAUGCUCAGGAGCGAUUAAGACGGUUGAACCACAGUGUUGCUAAGGAAACAGCACGCAGGAAGACCAUGCUGGAGACGUCUGGAGCAUUUACCCCUCGAUCCCCCAGCAAGCCUUGAUACGCCUGCGAUACAUCAGUCCAUCGUGCAAUAAAUGUGAAGAGCGGAGUCUUUGCUUCAACUGCUCUGUCCCCCUUUUCUCCUGCUUGGAAGUGCAGUGGUGCCUGUGGAGCUCUGGAGCGGAGGAACGGUGACACUCAGAGCUGCUGUUGUCCUCGUCGCUCAUAAGAAUGAUGCGUGCGAGCAGUGUUUCGUGCUCUGUUGUACCGGUUGCCUUGUCAAAACAAAUGAAUUAUGGCAGCAUGAAAGACACACGCUACCCCAUAGUUUGCAUAAGUCUACCUUUGUGUAACAUUGACAAAAGCAUCUUAAAACACAUUUUUGAGAAGUUAUAGAUUCACGUACACAUUUGUGUCCUUUAUUUUGGAUGGUAGUGGUUUUAAUGGGGAGCUGUCAGUGCUCGGAGUGGUGACACGCAAACCACUGGCUUGUGACACAGAGACAGUGUUGAAUUUAAGAUUUUUAAGCUGUGUGUGUGUAUAUUUUGUAAUAGGUAGGAAACUGUUUUCUAACUGAAUAUCAUGAACUGUAUCAGGUGGGUUUGAUAUCAGACUUUAAUAGUGAACUAAAAAUAAUUUCUCAAAUGUCACAGUUAUAAAUUUUGUU
Scleropages formosus (Asian bonytongue) is the source of this 1006-nucleotide messenger RNA. It is a transcript of the gene snapin, whose product is annotated as SNAP associated protein. The record is from RefSeq and is a predicted model, not a curated record. Gene Ontology annotation, molecular function: SNARE binding. The coding region runs from base 11 to 400 and encodes 129 amino acids. NCBI's taxonomy places the organism in Eukaryota, Metazoa, Chordata, Actinopteri, Osteoglossiformes, Osteoglossidae. Gene Ontology annotation, biological process: synaptic vesicle exocytosis; endosome to lysosome transport; lysosome organization. Gene Ontology annotation, cellular component: BLOC-1 complex; BORC complex; synaptic vesicle. The transcript is spliced from 4 exons.